UUACGGUAAUUAUCUUCAAGUGAAUUCUAAUUGGAGUGCUUAAAACCUAUCCUUAGUUCAUUUAGUGCAAAUAAUGUCGUUAACGCAGUUAGUUAAACAGCGGGGAACAUUAAAAUGUAAACUAACCAACUUUAAGACGUUCCUAACGCCAUACUUAUCGAUAGCGACGUUAACUGACGUACAGGCCAGUGAAAUUCAGUGCCGUCUUAGUAAGAUUGAGGAAAUGUAUGCAGUGUUUGAUGAAUUACAGGAGCGGAUUGAAGUAGAAUCGGAGACCCCCCGGGAGCAAUAUGUUGAGCGUAUGGAUUUCGAGAACCAGUACUUCGCCAUCCUGGCCAGCGCUCGGGAAUUACUUCGCCAGCGUGGCAAGGUGGAUGCCGAAAGUAAGGUUAUGUCUGAGGCGGGUUCCGGUUCGUGCCAGCAUAAAAAUAAUCUGCUUUGGUGAGAGUCAGCGAUGCCAAGGGUGCUCUGCAUGUCGUCCGCAUCAUGCUGGACAACUGCAGCUCGACCAACUUCAUCAGCGAGAGGCUGCGCAGCAAGCUGCAGCUUCCGGUUUCCUACACGGGCUCCACUGUGACAGGUAUUAACAAUACCUUAUUAUCUAAAAGUAAUCAGUCUUGCAACGUCACCAUAAAAUCAAUGACGGGAGACUUUGAGUUGGAGCUUAGCUGUCGUGUGCUUCCUCACAUAAAGGAUUUGUUACCAAUGUCAUACAUAGACAUUAAGAACCUGCAAAUACCGUCGCAUAUUCAAUUAUGCGAUCCUACUUUCAACAUUCCGUCGGUCAUAGACAUGUUGGUAGGCGCGGAAGUAUUCUGGGAAGUGCUAGGUACUAAUAAAAUCGAUUUAGGGAAGCGUCAACCCAAGCUGUAUGACUCGAAAUUAGGCUGGUUAAUUUCCGGUUCGGUCCUUAAUAACAAUCAAAAUAAUCACAUUCUCUGUCAUGCUUCAGAAUUACUUGACACUGAUAUUGACAAGCAGCUCACGCGUUUCUGGGAGCUCGAUAGUGUAUCGCCAGUACAUAAUUUCACCCCCGAAGAGCGGAUUUGCGAGGAACAUUUUAAUAAAACUACGACGCGGACUGACGAUGGGCGGUUCGUUGUUACCAUGCCACUUAAAGAAUCGCCAGAGAUUCUAGGCGACUCUUAUGAAAUGGCUAAGUGCCGUUUCUUAUCUUUAGAAAAAAGGUUAAAACAUGAUCACGAAUUUAGGCAGAAUUACAACGCGUUCAUGAAUGAAUAUCUCGAAUUAGGUCACAUGUCCUGCACUGCGCGCGAGUCGAGCGACAGCGGCGUAGAGUGUUUUUUUGGCGCAUUUUGGGGUGGUAAGGGAGAACAGUCUCACCACUAAAUUAAGGGUUGUUUUUGACGCGUCAGCCCCCACCAAAUCAGGGGUGUCUUUGAACGGAAUACAGAGAGUCGGUCCCACCAUUCAGGAUGACUUAAUUUCAAUUUUAUUAAGAUAUAGGCAACAUAAGUAUGUAAUAUCAGGUGACAUCGAAAAGAUGUACCGUCAGAUGCUAAUUGCACCUGAACAAAGAUGCCUUCAGCAGAUUUUAUGGCGUUUUAAUCCGACCGAUCGUCUUGAGUGUUACUCUCUGAAUACAGUGACAUAUGGCACAGCUUCGGCUGCCUUUCUGGCUUGCCGCUGCUUAAAGCAGUUAGGUUUAGAGGCGUCAGAUUCAGUCAUACAGCAAUCGAUCGUACAUGACUUUUAUGUCGACGAUUACUUGAGCGGCAGCACGAACAUCGAUGAUGCUAUACAGUUGGGAAAGGGAGUAAUCGACACAUUAAAAUCAGGUCAGUUAAAUUUGCGAAAAUUACGGUCUAAUAAUGUUGAAAUAUUGCAAGCGUUACAAGGUCACAUACAAACAAAUAAUUGUUCGCAAAAUAGUGCAAAAGAUAAUUUAAAUAUUCAAAACUUGAGCAUUUCCGUGCCAUCUAAAACAUUAGGGCUAAAUUGGCAAUGUGACACCGAUACCCUUUUCUUUACGAUUAAUUUAAAAACUUGUAACAAUGUCACAAAGCGUCACGUACUUUCGUCAAUCGCGCAGGUAUUUGACCCGAUAGGCU
Messenger RNA from Cydia amplana, 2072 nucleotides. RefSeq lists its product as uncharacterized. The coding region runs from base 487 to 1350 and encodes 287 amino acids. NCBI's taxonomy places the organism in Eukaryota, Metazoa, Arthropoda, Insecta, Lepidoptera, Tortricidae. The record is from RefSeq and is a predicted model, not a curated record. The transcript has 2 exons.